Messenger RNA from Condylura cristata (star-nosed mole), 2863 nucleotides. It is a transcript of the gene NKAIN2, whose product is annotated as Na+/K+ transporting ATPase interacting 2. Lineage: Eukaryota; Metazoa; Chordata; Mammalia; Eulipotyphla; Talpidae. Gene Ontology annotation, biological process: regulation of sodium ion transport. The transcript has 8 exons. The record is from RefSeq and is a predicted model, not a curated record. Bases 175 to 816 code for a protein of 213 amino acids.
CCGCGCCAGCAGGUCCUAAUGCCUGUCACUUCCCAGGACGCUGGCAGCAGCAGCCCGGAGCCCCCGAGCCCUCGGCAGGUUUUCCUGUCCUGCCCAGCGAUCUGAUUGGAUAAAGUGGGGGCUCGACGGCGGCCGACGUGGGACAGUGUGUCUGUGGCAGGGGUCUCGGAAACCAUGGGUUAUUGCAGUGGCAGGUGCACGCUUAUCUUUAUCUGUGGCAUGCAACUGGUUUGUGUGCUGGAGAGGCAAAUAUUUGACUUCCUUGGAUAUCAGUGGGCACCUAUCCUGGCAAAUUUUAUACAUAUUAUUAUCGUCAUUCUUGGUUUAUUUGGAACUAUUCAAUAUAGACCUCGUUACAUAACAGGAUAUGCUGUCUGGCUAGUCCUCUGGGUUACGUGGAAUGUGUUUGUUAUCUGCUUCUAUUUGGAGGCUGGGGACCUUUCAAAGGAAACAGACCUUAUCCUGACUUUUAAUAUUUCAAUGCACCGAUCUUGGUGGAUGGAGAAUGGACCAGGAUGUAAGGUGACAUCAGUGACACCAGCUCCAGAUUGGGCCCCAGAAGACCAUCGGUACAUCACUGUCUCAGGAUGUUUUCUGGAGUACCAGUAUGUAGAAGUGGCUCAUAGUUCCCUCCAGAUUGUCCUCGCAUUGGCAGGGUUCAUCUAUGCCUGUUAUGUUGUGAAAUGUAUAACUGAAGAAGAGGACAGCUUUGAUUUCAUAGGUGGCUUUGACUCUUACGGCUAUCAAGGACCUCAGAAGACCUCUCAUUUACAACUACAGCCUAUGUACAUGCAAAUUCCCUUGGAUAACAACUGAUAACAAAUUCUAUAUAUCAGCAUCAAGUGAUAUGCUGAAUUGCAAGUGAAGAUCAAAAUAGAAAGUCGAAAUAAUGCAGAUGGCUUCAGUAUGUCAACUCCUGGACUUUUCAAAGAACUUGUUUCACAAUGACCUCCUGCAUUUUAUGACGAGCAAGAAGCACCUGAGUUUAAAUAUACAUACCUAUUAACAAAAUAAACAUAAAACUCCACCCUGGGACACACACACAAAACCAAUAGAGGCAUACAACUAUUCCACUCACCUCCUCUUUCUAAUUGAAACAAACAUGCAGGACAUGCCCAUCUUGGGCAUGCUGGUGCCCUCUGCCGGCGAUCUCACUCCUCUGCAGCCCAGUCAGUCAGCCUCUGAGCUGCGAGGUCCUCCAGGGCAUAUUUGAGAGCUCAAUCUUCUGCGCUUCAUACGUCUUGAGAUAGCACCACGGCUAUGUAGGCAACGCGAUUGCAAAAUAAACAAAACAUGCCAUAAUGACGUUGUGACUGAAGUGCGAAAUGGCAGGUUGUUUGCCCUAACGGCUGUACCGUACAUACUUGCCUUAACCCACCUAAGUUGUGCGCCCAAAAAUCUCAGUGCAGACAUCCCAAGUCACUUCCUUUAGGCUAACACACUGCUAUUAAUUCCAAAUGAGUUCAAGUCCGUGUGUUUCACGUCAAGGAACAAGACUGCAGAGCUCAGCAGCUCCAAAGUGUCUGUGUAUGAAAACUGCCAGCUGUCAGCAAAGUGCUUUACCAUUGAGCCGCCAUGGUGGCCACAAGAGAGACAAGGAACCAUAACGACAAUAAUCUUUCGUCAUCUUAAUAAUCCUUAAAUAUGGCCGUCUGAUGGUGUUGGGUAGGACAAAGUAAAACUUACUAAACUCACUCAUCUAUGGGAAGCAGAGAACAGGAAUAGCUUAACUACUGAUGUUAUUUAUUGCACUCUAGGUGCUUUUAUAAGUAUCUACAAAUGUCUUUUACUAACAGAAUGGCUGUGGAUUUCUAUCAACAGAGGCCAACUAAAUAUGUAUUAGCUAUGUUUACUCUUUUAUAUCUAAUUCAAAUUGAAAACCCGAUGUAGGUGAACUUUUUUUCCUAACUUCAGCGUACGAGAUUAUUUUUUGGGUGGGUGGGGGGAGCAAUAGUUACCUUGGUGAAAUAUUUGAGAUCUCUUUGUGGUAUUUGGGGGAUCUGUUGUGUGUUAGAGUGUAUUUUAAUCCUCCUGUAUUAUCGUGGCAGAAAAACUGUGCUGUUAACGUAGUUGGCAACGAGAUGCCUUUGGAAACUUAAUAGUAGGUCAAUGUGUUUAUGGAAUAUUCUGAACUCCUAGGAAAUUUUGUUCUAUAUAUUCAAGCAUCAUUUGGUUUUCAUUAGUGGAAAACAUAAUUAGCUCAGGUUUGUGAAGUACUCAGAUGAGUCAUGUUUUAUCUUAGGAAAAACGUCCAAUGCUAGAAUGAGAUUCCACCUGAGACACUAAAAUCUUCUUUUAAAUACCAUCUUUAAAUACAAUGAAAUUCAGAGUCGAAAGUUAUAAAUUGGCAUGAAAUAACUUUUCUCUUGGUUUCUAUGAAGUUUCAGUUAUUGGGUUAACCGACUUCAGGUUUAGUCCAUCCAGAUCUACAUAAAACAGUCCCAUUACUGUGUUUGCAUGGGUGUCUGUGAUAUGCACAUAUAUUCAUUUUAAAAUGAUAAAGGAGCAAAGAUUACUAUUGGAACACAAACUAGGGGAAAAAAAAGGUUCCAGCACUUGUGCUUGAUUUUUCUCAGUGGCUUAUAUGUGUUCAUCCCUACAUACAUAUAUAAAAUAGAUAACUGCAACCAUGUCAGUGAAACCUCUUUUGAUGAUUUAUAGUGACAUGCAUGUUUAGUGUAUGAGAAGACUAUUUACUACCAAUGUAUUGUCCUUUGGUCCUUAACAUAUAAAUACUAAUAAUGCCAGAAACUCUUCUAAUAUGGCUAGUAGUGCAGCCAUUGAAAUGAGGUUUCACUGUACAUCCGUGCUGGGAUGAGAUUCCACCUUCUGGGACAUGUAUAUGGAGAGAGACUUCAAUGCA